AUGGAGCACCCCACAGUAACCACCUACUCUGCAAAGCAGAACGCGGUGCCAGGAGAGCAGAAUCCAGAUCUGAGGCGUGAGGGAGGGGCAUUCAGGAGGCCUCCCGGGCACGGUUUUUCAGCUUCCAGGAAGCAACUACAGCACAGAGCUCGGCUGGAACACCAGGUCGCUGGCUCAGCCAACCAGAGGCCCUUCGGGGCCCCGCUGGCCGUCUCCCAGAUGCACAAUUCCAGGAGCCCAGACUGUGAGGAGGCCCCGAAGGACACAGACAGGUUAUGCAUCCCAAAAAUUCAGAACAAGUUCUCUGAGAAUUUGAAGGACAAGGCCAUCCCCCGUGGGGACAUAGUUGUCACUCUCGAAUGUCUGGACUUCAAGUGGGACCUCCGCCUGCCCCAGCUUUUCCAGUCUGAGACGUUGACCAAGCUCUACCUCCUGGCCCAGGGAGGGGCUGCACCCAGCCGGGGGCUUGACAUGGUUAUCAGGCCGCUAUCACCUAGGAAGAGCAAAGAAAGACGCUUCAUAAAGAAGAUGACCAUCUCCCUGAAGGUCAAUGACCCCAUGGUCACUGAAGCCGCCUUCGCCACGGCCCUGAAGAACCUCUACCUGAGCCAGAUGGACGUGGACUUGGAUGACGUGCUGGAGGUGCUGGCCGCAGCUCACACUCUCCAGUUCAGCAGGCUGUUGAAAGGGUGUGUGGCCAUGAUGAUCAGCGCGCUCACGCCAAGCAACGUCACUGACUUCUACCUGGCCGGCUGCAAGUACAAGGAAGAGCUGCUUGUCACGGCCUGCGAGAGGUGGCUGGAAGUGAACUUGGUCCCCGAGGUGGGGAAGCAGAUCCACCUGCGGAAAAUCCCAAAGGACCUGCUCCAAAAAGUGCUGAUGUCUCCCAGGUUGUUUACUUUUAGUGAGUUUCAUCUUCUGAAAACACUGCUGUUGUGGGUCUACUUGCAACUGAACUACAGAAUUCAGGCAGUUCCGGAGUAUGAAACCAUGCUGACCUUUUUUAAGAGCCUCCCCAAGAAGAGUUGCUUUCUGGACCAAGAAGACGAACAUGGCUUGAUGCCCCUCUUCCGUUGCCUGCGUCUGCAUGGCAUCAUCAAAGGCAAGGACCUGGAUGCGUUAAGGCGCAUUGACUUCUUCCCCGAGUCCUGGCUGCUCCAGGUCACCGCCCACCAUUACCACUCAGCGGAAAGUGGGGGCGACAUGAUUCACGUGAGAAAUUUUGCCACCGAGGCCGUGAGAGUCGGGCUGCUCUUCAGCCAGGAAUAUGCAACUUAUUCCAAAAUAAUCACUGUGUAUGGAUUCUUCUUUGAGAUGAAAGGAAUAAAAAAUGAUAGUACAUCUUACAGUUUUUACAUGCAGAGAAUAAGGCACAAGGACGUGGGAGUCCCCUCCUCGGCCUGCGAGCACAGGCUCGUCAGCAUGAGAGCGGAGCGCAUGGUCAGAUACGAGAUCAGGGCCCAGGUCCUGGUGGACAGCCAGUGGCAGGAGUUCAGGACGAGUGAGGUCCUGCAGAAGUUUCGGUUCGCCGGGCGCUCCUGCAAAAGCCAAGUCCUGAAAGUCCAAACUGUGGGCAUCCCGAUCUAUGUAAGUUUUUCAUUCACCUUCCCAGUGUCUUGA
Pteronotus mesoamericanus is the source of this 1620-nucleotide messenger RNA. It is a transcript of the gene BTBD16, whose product is annotated as BTB domain containing 16. Bases 1 to 1620 code for a protein of 539 amino acids. NCBI's taxonomy places the organism in Eukaryota, Metazoa, Chordata, Mammalia, Chiroptera, Mormoopidae. The transcript is spliced from 16 exons. The record is from RefSeq and is a predicted model, not a curated record.